This is a messenger RNA of Fundulus heteroclitus (mummichog), 2134 nucleotides long. RefSeq names its product surfeit 4 (gene surf4). The transcript is spliced from 6 exons. The coding region runs from base 229 to 1038 and encodes 269 amino acids. Gene Ontology annotation, biological process: Golgi organization. NCBI's taxonomy places the organism in Eukaryota, Metazoa, Chordata, Actinopteri, Cyprinodontiformes, Fundulidae. The record is from RefSeq and is a predicted model, not a curated record. Gene Ontology annotation, cellular component: membrane; endoplasmic reticulum-Golgi intermediate compartment; endoplasmic reticulum.
GCGGUUGCAGCGACAUGCAGGGGGGCUCCUCGUCAAAUCGCGGCGCAUUGUGGGGCGGGAGGCGGCCUUUCUGUGCGUCCGUCCGAGGAGGCUACCGGGAAAUCUGCAACUAAAUAACGGAGGGGAGGAACGCAGGCUGCGCAAACGAAGCCAGGACACCGUGCGUUGUGUUGCGCGUUUUCUUUAAACGAAACAAAAAGAACAACACAACUGUAACGUUGGAGGAAAAUGGGGCAGGAAGACCUUAUGAACAAAGCCGAAGACGUGGCAGACCAGUUUCUGCGGGUGACCAAGCAGUACCUGCCCCACCUGGCGCGCCUGUGUCUCAUCAGCACGUUCCUCGAGGACGGGAUCCGCAUGUGGUUCCAGUGGAACGAGCAGAGAGACUACAUCGAGGCCACCUGGAACUGUGGCUACUUCCUGGCUACAUGCUUUGUGCUGCUUAACCUAAUCGGACAGCUCGGUGGUUGUGUCCUCAUCCUCAGUAGAAAUUUUGUACAGUAUGCCUGCUUUGGAUUAUUUGGCAUCAUAGCGUUACAGACCGUUGCUUACAGCAUUUUAUGGGACCUCAAGUUUUUGAUGAGGAACCUGGCCCUUGGAGGUGGUCUGCUCCUGCUGCUGGCGGAGUCUCGUUCGGAGGGGAAGAGCAUGUUCGCCGGCGUGCCCUCCAUGGGAGAGAGUUCGCCGAAGCAGUACAUGCAGCUGGGCGGCCGAGUGCUGCUAGUGCUCAUGUUCAUGACUCUGUUACACUUUGACUCCAGCUUCUUCUCUAUCCUGCAGAACAUGGUGGGGACAGCUUUAAUCAUUCUGGUGGCCAUCGGCUUCAAAACCAAACUGGCAGCCCUGACCCUGGUCGUGUGGCUCCUUGCCAUCAACGUGUACUUCAACGCUUUCUGGACCAUCCCCGCCUACAAGCCCAUGCACGACUUCCUCAAGUAUGACUUCUUCCAGACCACCUCGGUCAUCGGCGGCCUGCUGCUGGUGGUGGCGCUCGGCCCCGGCGGCGUGUCCAUGGACGAGAAGAAGAAGGAGUGGUAGGCGGAGCGGGAGAAUCACGCCGCACACCCUCACCACCAUGGGACACAGAGACCACCCCUCUCUGACUGUUCUGCCCACAGGAUACACAGCGUGUUGCGGGGGAAACACCUCAAUCUAUCAGUGGACUAUGUUUCUUUUUUUUUUUCUUUUUUGGUCCCAACUGCUAAUAUUUUUUUUUUUUUUUUUUUUUUUUUUUGGUUUAUUAAAAAAAUGACUUUUUUAUCAUCAUUUUCAAAGCCUCAGCCUUCAAUGUCUGUAUGAAUAAAAAUGCUUGUUUAUUUUAAAGUGGAGCAGGAGAAAAAAACCCCAACGGUUAAAUAAAUGUUUGUUCUAUGUUUAGAGGAAUAAAAACAAUUCAUUGUAUGUUGCAGGUGUUAUGUCAUAACUGACCAUAAAUCAACAUCGAUAUUUUCUGAAUUAAACAAGCAGAUUAGAUGGGAGGGGCCUGCAGUUUGGCUAAUCCGAAGCCAGUUUUUGUUUCUUUAAGUAUUUAACUAUUGCAGUUUGGAGAGAGAGAGAGAGAGACACUCGGCUACAAGGCUUGGCUCUCUGUGUCUCAUCUCCCUGCAUCUUUCUUUUUUUGUUAUUGUUUUCCACAAUAUCCAGCACUAUAGUGUCUUUCCCAUUUGUACACAUUGAGUCUGGUCUCACUGCCAGCUUUUGUUUGUGUGGAGACGGUAAAGUGUACUUUAUAUAUACUAAGUGGUGGAUUGCAGACAUUUCAUUGGAAAAACUUCAGCACAGUUAUCAGCUCCAGGACUUAGCGGGCGCUUUGUACCGUACGUCUUUGACAAAUGCCUAACUAGUGAACUGUGUAUGAUUUCCAAGGUUAAUUAUAAGGGCGAGCGAGAGCGGCUCGACGUCUUGGGAGCAUCGUAUUCUGAGACGCAGAACGGCAAAGAAGACUGAGCUCAGUCACCAGCCACACAGACUCUGUCUUUGCUCAGUGCUUCUUACCCUGUGUGAGAACACUUAAACAAAAAAGUAUUCAAUGUAUUAAUUUUCAGAAGUUUAUAGUGUAUUUUUGAUCAUGUUUUUGUUUUUGUUUUUUGGAAGUUCAUGGCGGGAAAAAAAAAUAAACGUUCAGAAAUACCAA